This is a messenger RNA of Pomacea canaliculata, 2907 nucleotides long. RefSeq names its product glutamate dehydrogenase, mitochondrial-like. The transcript has 12 exons. Gene Ontology annotation, biological process: L-glutamate catabolic process. Gene Ontology annotation, molecular function: L-glutamate dehydrogenase (NAD+) activity. The coding region runs from base 63 to 1673 and encodes 536 amino acids. NCBI's taxonomy places the organism in Eukaryota, Metazoa, Mollusca, Gastropoda, Architaenioglossa, Ampullariidae. The record is from RefSeq and is a predicted model, not a curated record. Gene Ontology annotation, cellular component: mitochondrion.
GGACGAGUGUGAGAGCUGUGGGCGAGGUGUUCACUUCAGCAAGAACCGAACCACCGACAGUCAUGUAUCGUCAAGUUGCUCAGGAUGUCUCUCGUGGACUUCAGAGGGGACGUCCUCAAGGUUUUCUUGUACGAACUUCAGUCUCUGGAGUUCGCCAUUCCUCCGAAAGCAGCGAACCUGAACCUAGUUUCUUUGAGAUGGUGGGCAUGUUUUUUGACCGUGCGGCUUCCAUCAUUGAAAAUCGUUUGGUGGACCAGUUGAAGGGGAAACUGUCAUUGGACGAAAAGCGACAACGUGUAAGAGGAAUUUUACGUAUCAUCAAACCAUGUAAUCAUGCUAUUGCCGUUAACUUCCCCAUCAAACGCGACAAUGGUGAAUACGAAGUGAUCGAGGCAUACCGGGCACAGCACAGUCAGCACAGAACUCCAUGUAAAGGAGGUAUUCGUUACAGUGAGGAUGUGAACAUUGAUGAAGUGCAAGCUCUGGCAGCACUUAUGACAUACAAAUGUGCCAUUGUGGAUGUACCUUUUGGUGGAGCAAAAGCUGGUGUGAAGAUCAACCCAAGCUUAUACUCCGAGAAUGAGCUCGAGAAAAUAACUCGUCGCUUGACAGUUGAGCUGGCCAAAAAAGGGUUUAUAGGACCUGGUAUUGAUGUACCAGCCCCAGACAUGGGAACUGGAGAGCGAGAGAUGAGCUGGAUUGCUGACACCUAUGCCAAUUCUCUUGGUCAUUUUGACAUCAAUGCUAGAGCUUGUGUCACUGGCAAACCAAUUCCUCAAGGUGGUAUUCAUGGAAGAAUCUCAGCCACAGGCAGAGGAUUGUACCAUGGUGUACAUAACUUCAUUAUGGAGGCAAGCUACAUGAGCAUGGUUGGCUUGACACCUGGUUUUGGUGAUAAAACCUUUAUUGUACAGGGCUUUGGUAAUGUAGGUAUGCACAGCAUGCGGUACUUGCACCGUGCAGGUGCUAAGUGUAUUGGUGUGAUAGAGAAGGAUGGCAGCAUCUACAACCAUCGAGAUGGCAUCAAUCCCAGGGAACUGGAAGACUACAAGAUUGAAAAUGGCACCAUUGUGGGCUUCCCAGGGGCUGCUCCAUAUGAGGGUAACCUGCUGUUCGAAAAAUGUGAUAUACUUGUGCCGGCAGCAGGAGAAAAACAGCUGACAAAGGACAAUGCUCACCUUGUGCAGGCCAAGAUCAUUGCUGAGGGUGCCAAUGGUCCUACAACUGUUGAAGCAGAUAAGAUCUUCCUGGAGAGGAACAUACUUGUAGUUCCAGAUUUGUUUGUCAAUGCUGGAGGUGUGACUGUCUCAUAUUUUGAAUGGCUGAAAAACCUGAACCAUGUAAGUUAUGGUCGACUGACAUUCAAGUAUGAGAAGGACUCAAACUACCAUCUCUUGGAGAGUGUACAGAGAUCCUUGGAGAGAAAGUUUGGUAGAAAUGGUGGAACCAUUCCUGUCCUGCCUACAGAGGAUUUCGAACAAAGGAUUGCUGGUGCAUCAGAAAAGGACAUUGUUCAUUCUGGUCUGGAAUACACCAUGGAGAGAUCUGCUAGAAAUAUUAUGAAGACAUCCAUGGAACAUAACCUGGGGCUUGAUCUACGCACAGCAGCCUACAUUGCUGCCAUUGAGAAGAUCUUUCAUGUAUACAGGGAAGCAGGCUUGACAUUCACGUAAAGAUGGUGUCAGCCAGUUUGUAUUUUAUUUUAGGGUUUGUUUCUGUGGACUCCUGCAUCUUAUUCUCAUUAUGACAGAAGGAAAUAUCUCAGCUUUUAUAAGACCAGUUUGGCUUCAUUCUCAUUGCAAUAUUUGCACUUUUUGUUAUUAUGCAACAUUUGCAAAAUGUACUCAUAUACUUUGUACAUUGCAUAUACCUUUUCCCAUUUAUACUCAGAGAUCUGGGAUUGGUCUUGUUGUUCUCUUAUAUGUUUAAAUGAAUGGUAGUACUGCAAAAUAAUUAUGUGUGCUAUAGUAGAACUAUGCAUUUAAAAUUUUGUUAUAGCAGCUUUGAUGCUGUUGACAAAGAGAUUAAUAUGUUAAUAUGACUUUUUAUGUAGAUCUGGACAGAUUUCAUCACAUUUUAAGUUUCAGACAGGUUCAUUAGAUUAUUUUUCAAAGACUAAAGUUACUUGAUAUUUUUAUUCCACCAAGAAUAUUACAUCAUCAUGAGAAGUAGAUUAUGUGAAAUAGCAUAGAAGGUUGGUCAUCAUCAUAAAAGGUAUUAACAAACCCCUCCCUUUUUGUAUUAUUACCAUUUUGUAUCCAUAUAGAUACAAAUUUAGGCUUUCUUGACAAUCAGAAUCUCGCUGCCUUGUCCAUAAAAUUGAAGUUGUUGUAAAAUAGUCUUGUCGAAAAUAAGGAUUACAUGAUAGGAACCAUGAAACUCAUCUGAGAUACUGCAAGAAUUGUCAAUUAAUUUUUUUCAUGUCUGUGUGUGCCACGUGCCCUUAAAAUAGGGAUUGGCAAAUGUUAGAACAUCAUCUCUGAUCAAUGAAGAACAGACCAAAAAAAAAAACAACGAAAGAGCAGAAUGAUGUGUUCCACAAAUAUUUUGAACAUUUGAUCCUUUGCAAGCAUUCAUAUAGCAUGAAGAGUGCUUCCUUGCCCCCUUUUCUAAAAUUCAUUUUGCCAAGAAACUCUUGUGCCGAUGGGUUUUACUUCAUAGUGCAAGCCUUUAUGGUAUGGUGUUGAAAUUUCAUUUACCUGUGGAAGGUGGGAUCUGACAACCCUUCCCCUGCAACCCCCAACGCUUGAGGACCAUAAUUUGAUACUUCAGAUAUAUCUUUGGCAUACCAUUAAAAGGGCCAGUCCUUAUACUUCCAUAUUCUUUUUUAACCACAUUUUAUGAAUAGAAUUGUCAAAUCUGAAUAAAUCUGUGAUGUACUUUUUGAACAACAGAUAAUUUAUUAUC